This is a messenger RNA of Halteromyces radiatus, 1764 nucleotides long. RefSeq lists its product as uncharacterized. Gene Ontology annotation, molecular function: G protein-coupled receptor activity. The record is from RefSeq and is a predicted model, not a curated record. Bases 31 to 1764 code for a protein of 577 amino acids. The transcript is spliced from 3 exons. Gene Ontology annotation, cellular component: plasma membrane. Lineage: Eukaryota; Fungi; Mucoromycota; Mucoromycetes; Mucorales; Cunninghamellaceae. Gene Ontology annotation, biological process: adenylate cyclase-activating G protein-coupled receptor signaling pathway.
UAUAAAAAAAAAAUUUUGUUCUUGAUAGUCAUGAACAUCGAAGAUCAUAUCGAUGUACGUAACAUGAGGGAUCCAGAGCAUAUUUUCACUCAUGAAGAAUUUAGCCAAUUGCGCAUUGCACGGCAAUCAGCAGCAGCGGCGUCCGUGGUGUUUACGAUGAUAGCGAUAUUAUUAUUUCUUUACUUGGUAUUGUAUCACCGAUCAAAGGUAAAUCGCAUGUCUUUACGGUGCGCGAUGUUUUGUUGUCUUGCCAACUUUGUGGAAAAUGUAUUUUUUAUCAUUAUGAUCAACACCAGAGGCGAUACGGUGUUUUGUUCAGUCGCGGGUUUUGUCAUCGAUUACUUGGCCAUCUUGAGUGCCACCUUAUUAACUUUGAUUGGCAUCAAUCUCGUCCUCAUCUACGUCGUCAAGAUUCGAAAACAACAUGUGGUUGAAUAUUAUUAUUAUCCUUGUGCCUUGUUCUAUAGCGCUUGUGGCUUGAUCGGUCCUGCCAUCGACCGUUAUCAUAUUCCAAAACCUGCAAAUACAAAACCUCUCCAUACAGAUACUUGUUGGUAUAUCGUCAUUGUCAAUCAUCGUUAUACCGAAGCUUUCGGUUAUAUGUGGUUUUAUGCUUUUAUUUUCUUUGCCACUGUUGUUGCCCUGACCUGUUCUAUUAUGGCUAUCAUCAAAUUAUUGAUCGAUCAUCAAGUGAUUCACAAAGAAUCAAAAGAGGAUCAACAUACCAGUUCACGAAAAUUACCCACUUAUACUAGAGUCAUACUACGAUGUAUUCUAUAUCCAUUUGUGCCAUUGAUAACCAACUUUUGUGGAUUUAUACAACAAUGCCUUAUAACGAAGCCAGUGGUGACACCAGAAUUCUCUUUAACUAUGGCCAGUUCGAUAUUGCAUGGAUUAGGUGGAUGUUUUGUGGCAUUUAUUUUUUUGAACGAUCCAGGGAUAACGCAUAUGGUAGCGGGAUGGUAUAAUCAUUGGUAUCAUAAAUAUGUGAUUGAGUAUGUGAUGGUGGAAACCAACGGAGGGUAUUAUUUGAAGGUGAUAGAUCCUUUAGAGGAGAUGGAUGAUCAAGCCACUGUUGUUAUCUCCUUCGUUCCUGCCAAAGAAGUGAAAAAAAAGAAAAAACAAAAAAAAGAAAAACGACCAAAGUAUAGACCUUUGUUUUGUUGUCAUGAAGAUGGGGAUCGUGCCUUUGUGCGAUCUUAUCAAACUGGUGGGGAUGGUAGUAAUAGGAAUGAUAUUCUCCUUGGCACAGAUGAAUCAUUGGUAACAUUUCCCAGAAAUGUGUAUAGGGGACGACGGCAAGAAGAAGAGGAUCGUCAUCUUUAUCAUCAUCAUACAUUGUAUGAGGAGGAUGUAGAUAACAUGACACUUCAACGGAUUCCUAUGCGUCGACUUAGACUAGACUCAUCCGCCGUGAGUCAAUAUAUCCGAAGCAACGCAUUCAAGCCACAGAUCUUAUUGGAACGUACUUUUGCAAAUGGAUUCACCAAGGAAGAACAGAUCAAUGCUUACACCAUCGUCAUCAGCGAUCAACACAAUGAUUAUAUCUUUGUUCGCUACCCUUCCAUCCAUCAAGCCAAAUUCAAUCAUUGGUUGUUACAUGGAUGUAUGGGUCGUCUCUUUUAUAGAAAAUCAAACCCUCUCACUCAAGUUCGUAUACCCAUCUCUCAAAAUGAUCAUCGUCAUCAUCAUCAUCAUCAUCAUCAGUAUCAUUAUGAGCAUACUCAGGUGACACCCAUAGCUGAUCGUACCGAUGUAUUAUAA